Hirundo rustica (Barn swallow) is the source of this 3400-nucleotide messenger RNA. RefSeq names its product enhancer of zeste 1 polycomb repressive complex 2 subunit (gene EZH1). Gene Ontology annotation, molecular function: protein binding; histone H3K27 methyltransferase activity. NCBI's taxonomy places the organism in Eukaryota, Metazoa, Chordata, Aves, Passeriformes, Hirundinidae. The record is from RefSeq and is a predicted model, not a curated record. The transcript has 20 exons. Gene Ontology annotation, biological process: chromatin remodeling. The coding region runs from base 50 to 2299 and encodes 749 amino acids.
GCCGGCGCGCGCGCAGUGUCGCGGGGGCGCGCGGCCUCCCCCUGUCGCGAUGGCCGAGCAAAAAAUGGAAAUGACCACUCCUCCGACAUCCAAGUGUAUCAUGUACUGGAAGAGGAAAGUCAAGUCCGAGUACAUGCGUCUGCGGCAGCUCAAGAGGUUCCAGGCAAACAUGGGAGCAAAGGCUCUCUUUGUGGCCAACUUUGCGAAGGUUCAUGAAAAGACUCAAAUCCUUAAUGAAGACUGGAAGAAGCUUCGAGUGCAGCCAGUGCAGCUGAUGAAGCCCGUCAGCGGGCACCCGUUCCUGAAACAGUGCACUGUUGAGAGCAUUUUCCCAGGAUUUUCCAGCCAGACACUGUACAUGAGGACCCUGAACACAGUGGCACUGGUGCCCAUUAUGUAUUCCUGGUCUCCUCUUCAGCAGAAUUUCAUGGUGGAGGAUGAAACGGUUCUGUGCAAUAUCCCUUACAUGGGCGAUGAGGUGAAAGAAGAAGAUGAAACUUUCAUUGAAGAACUUAUUAAUAACUAUGAUGGGAAAGUUCAUGGAGAAGAAGAAAUGAUCUCAGGGUCAGUCCUCAUCAGUGAUGCUGUGUUCCUGGAGCUAGUGAAUGCUCUGAAUCAGUACUCGGACGAGGAAGAGGAAGGACACAAUGAUUCUGAGGUGAAACAGGAGGAUGGAAAAGAGGAGCUGCCAGUGACAAGGAAAAGAAAGCGAAUUGCAGUGGAAGGUAACAAGAAGUGUUCCAAGAAGAGGUUUCCCAAUGACAUGAUAUUCACUGCUAUUUCUUCCAUGUUUCCUGAGUAUGGCUUCCCAGAGGAUAUGAAAGAAAGGUACCGGGAGCUCACGGAGGUGUCAGACCCCAACGUGCUGCCGCCACAGUGCACUCCCAACAUCGACGGGCCGUGCGCCAAGUCGGUGCAGCGGGAGCAGUCCCUGCACUCCUUCCACACCCUCUUCUGCCGCCGCUGCUUCAAAUACGACUGCUUUCUGCAUCCUUUUCAUGCUACUCCUAAUGUGUACAAACGAAAGAAUAGAGAGACCAAGAUUGAGCCAGAUCCUUGCGGCGCAGACUGUUUCCUCUGGCUGGAAGGAGCCAAGGAGUUUGCUGCGCUGCACAACCCCCGAUCCAAGUGCUCAGGCCGUCGCCGCCGGCGGCACCACGUGGUGAGCGCAUCCUGCUCCAACACCCCGGCUGUCACUGAGACCAGGGAGGGCGACAGCGACCGGGACACGGGCAACGAGUGGGCCUCUAGCUCCUCGGAGGCCAACUCCCGCUGCCAAACCCCCACUAAGCAGAAGCUGAGCCCGGCCUCCUCCCAGCUGUUUGCGGUGGAGACGCCGCAGGAGCCCGUGGAGUGGACAGGAGCCGAGGAGUCACUCUUCCGUGUCUUCCAUGGCACCUACUUCAACAACUUCUGCUCAAUCGCCAGGCUGCUGGGGACAAAGACCUGCAAGCAGGUCUUUCAGUUUGCAGUGAAGGAAUCGCUUAUAACGAAACUGCCAACAAAUGAGUUAAUGAAUCCAUCCCAGAAGAAGAAAAGGAAGCAUAGGCUGUGGGCUGCACACUGCAGGAAGAUCCAGCUGAAGAAAGAUAAUUCACCGACCCAGGUGUACAACUACCAGCCCUGUGACCACCCCGAGCAUCCCUGUGACAGCUCCUGCCCUUGCAUCAUGACUCAGAAUUUCUGCGAGAAGUUCUGCCAGUGCAACCCUGACUGUCAGAACCGCUUCCCAGGCUGCCGCUGUAAGACCCAGUGCAACACCAAGCAGUGCCCCUGCUACCUGGCUGUGCGGGAGUGUGACCCAGACCUCUGCCUCACCUGCGGCGCCUCAGAGCACUGGGACUGCAAGGUGGUCUCCUGCAAGAACUGCAGCAUCCAGCGAGGCCUCAAAAAGCAUUUGUUGCUGGCCCCAUCGGACGUGGCCGGCUGGGGGACUUUCAUCAAGGAGGCUGUGCAGAAGAACGAGUUCAUCUCCGAGUACUGCGGGGAGCUCAUUUCACAGGAUGAGGCUGACAGGCGAGGAAAGGUCUACGACAAGUACAUGUCCAGCUUCCUCUUCAACCUCAACAAUGAUUUUGUUGUUGACGCUACUCGCAAAGGAAAUAAAAUCCGCUUUGCCAACCACUCAGUGAACCCCAAUUGCUAUGCGAAAGUUGUGAUGGUGAACGGAGAUCACCGGAUUGGUAUCUUUGCCAAGAGAGCCAUCCAGGCAGGAGAGGAGCUCUUCUUUGACUACAGGUACAGCCAGGCAGAUGCCCUGAAGUACGUCGGCAUAGAGAGGGAGACGGACAUCAUCUAAGCUCUGGGGUGGUUCUGGCACACCUUGCUGCUGCACCUUGUAAGCAAUGCCAUGUUUGCUUCACGCUGACAUGACUGCUGCUGUUCCUGCUGCUGUGUGUGUCACAAGUGCUACUUUCUGUCCAGACACCAGAGGGACUCGGGGCAGGAGUGUAAGCAGCCCCUGGGCCAUGGCUGUCCCAGGGUGGUGUCCCCUCUGCCCCAGCUGGCUGGGAAAUGGGGACUGCCCGGCUGUGGCUGGAGUGGCACCAAAGGAUGCCUGGGGAUGGGAGAGCAGCACUAUGCAACAUGAUAUUUUGAGUGAGGGUGCCACUGAGCUGGGUAGAGGACGAUGUUCCAGUCACUGCCUGUUGUGACCCAAGCAGGCUUCUCAGAAACCUUCCUCGGGCUUUGGCACUCCAUGCAAAAAGGAAAGAAAAAUGCACUUUAAACUAAUCCUCAGCUGGUGGUUGGGCCCUGUAUUUUGGGGUGGAGGGACCGCAGGUAUCCCAGGUGUCCUGCAUCCAUCAGUACCUUUGCUGGGAUGUUCCUCUAGGCUUGGGACCGGGCAGGCUGGAUGGGGCCUGGGGUGACCUGAAGGUUGGGGCUGGCCCUUGCGAGCCACAUACGCCAGCAGCUUCCUGCCUGGCCUGGUGCUGGGUGCUGGGCUGUGCUCCCAAUGUUCAGGGCUGGGUUCCCAGGAUGACAUGGGCAGCCUGGCUGAGCUCUGACCUGGCUCCAGGGCCCCAGCCCGCUCCCAGCUGUUUAGGCCAGGAACCUCCCUGGCCCAGCCCUCACCAUGCUUCCCCAGUGCCCUGCCAUGGCAGGCCAGGCUGGCUGUCCUUCCCAUUGUCCGUGAUGGCCCCCUGGAGCUUGGAGGUGUUUAGGUCUGUCUGGAGCAGUGCUUGUAUCCCAGCACCUGCCUGAGCCUUGCUCCCUGCCACCUCCAUCCACCCAGCUCCUGCCAACCCUGCUCUUGCCUAAGCGUCUUCUGCCACUUCGGCCAUAUCUGCACUAUGCCAGGCUUGUGUCUGUGGUUUGUUGACCGUGAAUAAUGGUAAUAAUAAUGCACUUUAAAUAACAUGGCUUGUAGCCUUUGUCAUAAUAAAGUGGUAGCAAAGAC